This is a messenger RNA of Diaporthe citri, 1242 nucleotides long. RefSeq lists its product as uncharacterized. NCBI's taxonomy places the organism in Eukaryota, Fungi, Ascomycota, Sordariomycetes, Diaporthales, Diaporthaceae. Gene Ontology annotation, biological process: fungal-type cell wall organization. The transcript has 4 exons. Gene Ontology annotation, cellular component: cell cortex of cell tip; plasma membrane. The coding region runs from base 1 to 1242 and encodes 413 amino acids. The record is from RefSeq and is a predicted model, not a curated record.
AUGGCCAUCCCGGCCCCCUUUCAGAGCUUGCACAGGCGACGCACAACUAAGAGUUCGGCCGGGUCUUUCGACGCAAACUCGACCAUAUGGGAAGAUGACAGCUACUGGUACAAACUAGACCUCCGCAGGAAUACCAGAGCCCGCUCUAUUUUUGCAGGGCUUGCCUCCCUUCUUUAUCUUCUCUCCUGGAUAUUUCUCAUGCUAGUCGAGCUCGGGCAAACAAAAAAGGGCAAGGUGCUCGGUGAGAUUUAUUUCUUCAGGCUAUCUCUUGCCGACAUUAUUCCUACCUCCAUCGAGAACGCUCAGCUCAUCAACUCCAUCGCGCGUGGCAUCGGCCUCCAUGACUUCUACCAACCCGGCCUGUGGAACUUCUGUGAGGGUUUCAACGAUGAAGGCAUCACGAGCUGCUCCAGCCCCAAGAGCUACUUCUGGUUCAACCCAGUUGAUAUCAUCUUGAACGAGCUUCUCUCCGGGGCCACCAUUGCGUUGCCCGCAGAGAUCACCCAGAUCCUUGGCAUCCUCAAGAUAUGCUCCAACAUCAUGUUCGCCUUUUUCCUCGCUGGCACAAUCAUCUCCUUCCUGAUGGUCUUCCUGUCACCGAUGGCAAUCUUCUCACGGUGGUGGGCCCUGCCCAUGUCCAUCGUCUCGUUUCUGACCUUCCUGAUCAUUCUGGUCGGAAGUGUCAUCGCUUCGGUCAUCAGCUUCGUCUUCAAAUAUGCCGCCACCGCGCAGACGUCCCUCAACAUCAACGCACGAGACCUCAAGAGUGGCAGGAAGCCAAUGCGGCACUCGAGUAUGAAGAGGGCGCAGUCAAAGCGAUCUCAGAUGUCGCAGGUAACCCAUUCUCGAGACACCUCGGCGGCUAGUCAGCAGCCUCAAGGGAGGAGCAGGAGCAACACCGCCUUCUCAUUCGACCAACAGCCCGCGGGCCACAGCAGGAGUGGGACGGUGCUCUCAACACACGACGAGAACGGAGUUAGCCGGUCGAAUUCCUUGAACGCGAGCAACGCCGGCGAUGUCAGCCGGUCCAAUACCCUCCGCGGUAACAACGGACAGGUCAACCGGUCCAACACUGUAGGCUCCAUCACCAAGUCACAGCAGCCGGGAAGGAGCAGGACCAAUACACUGCGGUCCAUUAGGUUCCAAGAUGAACGACCGCCCUCGUACGAGUCCGAUAAGACUGCCGUCAAUGAGAAGCAAGGAGGAACAACCACACCGCACCAACGGGGCACGAGUUCCUAG